UGCGCGUUAUGUAUGUCUCGCAUAAACCGGAAGGGGUCUAGAAAAAAAGGAGCAGAGGACCGUGUGAUGUGAAUGUUCCAGUUCUAUCGCUUUAUAUCAAGAUAUAUGUACCCCGGAAACCACUCAGGCAUACAGUGAACAUCUCUUUUAUUAUUUGACCAGAAAGUCAGAUUUUCUUUCCUGAAAAAGAAAGCAUGCCUCCGAAGUUUAAGCGGCACCUCCAUGAUGAGGAGGUCACGGGAUCAAUCAAAAGUGAAAGAAGAAACCUUUUGGAAGAAGACUCUGAUGAAGAGGAAGAUUUCUUCCUGAGGGGACCUUCUGCUCCUAAGUUUGGACCCAGGAAUGACAAGAUCAGACACGCACAGAACCAGGUGGAUGAAGUCAUUGACGUCAUGCAGGAAAACAUCACCAAAGUGAUAGAAAGAGGAGAACGGUUGGAUGAACUUCAGGACAAGUCGGAAAGUUUAUCAGACAAUGCCACAGCAUUCAGCAGCAGAUCAAGACAACUCAGAAGGCAGAUGUGGUGGAGGGAGUGUAAGAUGAAGGCAAUUGUGGCCCUGGUUAUCAUUCUCAUUCUGCUAGUGAUUAUCAUACCCAUAAUUCUGAAGUACCGCUCCUAACUUUCAGUUUGAAAGCCCCAAUGGAGAUUCUGAAAACACAGCAAACCCUCUGUACAGAACGGUGUAUUUUUUUUUUUUCUGUUGUCAGUUUAUCCCCUUCAUGCCUGAGGGAAGUGCAUUGUAUUGUCUUGUUAUGCAUUUGCCUUUCUGCUUCAAGCAGAGGGGGCAGAUUAACAUUCCUCAUGGACAUUUUGUACAGAGACAAAUUUAUGUAAUUGAAUAAGAAGAUAUGUGUUGGGAAAAUCCUCAAUCAUUCUAUUUAUUGUUUUGUCACUUUAAAUUAUUAUUUUUUUUUCCUAGCAUGAGGUAAACUUGACUCAUCAGAUAUUUCUGGAUAUUUUCAGAAAUUUUGCUCACCUACCGGUUAGGUGAAACAAUGCUACUGAUUUCUUUCUUUAAUUAGAUGGGCAUUUUUCAUUGUGUCUGUGCACUAAUUUAUAAAAAAAAAAAAAAAUAGAAUCUGGAAUUAUGAUGAAUUUGCACAUAAUCUGUGAUUUGCACACUUAUUUUGUACAUAACAAAACUGUUGUGUCAUACUAGACAGAAAAUGAUUAUAGUUCUUCAAAAAGGGUUUUGUGUGUGCAAAUGUGAGCAUUCCACUACAGCUUACAAAAAAUAUUGGCUUUGCUUUAGAGCCGCUGAUGUAUAGACCUUGAUGAUAGUAAACUGGCAGAGAAUUAAAGGUAAUGAGUGUGGUUGGAUUAGUUUUGCACUGAUGACUUAAGGUAUCUAAUACAGUUUUCAUAUCAUUUGCAACUCCUUAUCCAUUUCUUAAAUAAGCAGCUUUUUAUGAAAUUGUCUUUUUAAAAUAGUUUUUGGUGCUUCAGAUUAAUUGCAAGUGAAAUCUCAGUUCUUCAGGCCAACUACAUUUAAAUGCUUGUAAUUAAGUAACCUUGAGAAUCCGUGUCAGACGGCCUUGCUCAGUCCCUUUCUUAUUGUGACCUAUCCUUGCUACCCAGAGCCCUUUUGGGAAAGCUGUUCAGGUGCAGCUCAUUGUAAUUUUCAGAGUAU
Molecule: messenger RNA, 1631 nt
Organism: Pelobates fuscus (common spadefoot toad)
Lineage: Eukaryota; Metazoa; Chordata; Amphibia; Anura; Pelobatidae
Gene: VAMP4
Product: vesicle associated membrane protein 4
Exons: 8
Coding region: 195-620 (141 amino acids)
Biological process (GO): SNARE complex assembly; vesicle-mediated transport; Golgi ribbon formation
Cellular component (GO): membrane; SNARE complex; trans-Golgi network
Source: RefSeq, a predicted model, not a curated record